GACAUUUACACUAUUUUCACACUCCCAUAGUUACUAACUAAUCUCCACAUUCAAUUCCAUCAUGAAGCCUCUUCCAGCGGUCGGGCUUGCGUCAAGCAUCAUUCAAAUCAUCGACUUCUCAGUUAAGAUCACCUCCCAGGACAAUGUAAUCCACCAGCCGGCUGAUGGAGAACCCAUUGACAACUCGACCAUCUUGCAGAAUGCCGCCAACAACCUUUUCCGACUCUCCCUCAACAUCGACCAGAAUGAUCUCAAGAGGAUGUCGACGGACCCAAAGAGGCCGAAAUUGAGCGAUGCCGCGGAGGAAAUGCUGAAGCUCAGCGACGAGACCAAGACGUUGACUACUACUUUGAUCAAUGCGGUGCUGCAGGCGCAGGCGCGAGGUUCCUUUGCUGAUCCGAAGUGGCAGACCGUUCGAGAGGCUUUGUCGACCGUGUGGAAGAAGAAGGAAAUCACAGGUAUCAAGAAGAAGUUUAGGGAUGUUAGGAAGGAUGUCGAUAUUGCGCUAAUGGUCGCACUCCGACAAUAUCUCGACCAGUCUGCGGAGACUGGGCUCCCAGUAUUCAGCGAAGAAGAUGGCAGGAUCCAUCAUGUGGAGAAGUGGCAGAAUGAUGCGAUGGAUGCGAUCCAUACGAAUGACUGGAAAUCGAAGAACAAGAAGAAUGUUGAAGAGUUCUCGAAACUUGUUGACAAGCUGAGCCAAGCUGAGAGAGAAGCUGUCUUCUGUGCUGACGUUUUCGAUGCAAUUCAAUUCCCGGCAAUGAACGAUCGCUUGCAGAGCAUUGAGCCGGCAUACCCAGGGACUCUCGAAUGGUCUAUCAAGGAUUAUGGCGACGGUGAAGACCGGUUUCUCUCGUGGUUGGGUGAAAAGAGCGGACAGAAUCUGUUCUGGGUGACAGGACAACCUGGUUCAGGCAAAAGUACUUGGAUGAAACAUUGGUUCCGCAAUUCUAAAAGCUUCGAAAGCCUAGAACGUUGGUCGGGUGCGUCGCCCGGAAUCAUUGCCGGUUUCUCAUUCUGGGACUGCGGAACAGAGCUGCAGAAUUCCAGUGAAGGUCUCCUCAGAUCAUUACUUUUCGAAAGCCUUCAGGAUAUGAUUCAUGGACCUUUGCAAAGGGAUCCCGCAAUCGUUCAGUGGCUCUUCGCGGAAAGGUGGGAGCAAUUUGCUGCAUUUGGAGGAGGCAUGCAGCCGUUGACUUUUGGGGACCUUCGCCGUGCCUUCGAGUUGAUGAUCUCCGACAUUACUAAGAAGUUCUUCUUCAUGGUCGAUGGACUGGACGAGCUCGAGGGCUACCCAGAAGCAUUGAUCAGUCUACUCGAGACUGUGACGAAGCGCGAUAAUGUCAAGAUUGUAGUUUCAAGCCGUGGCUCACCCGCAUUUAGAGGUGCGUUCCAGGACCGACCAUCUUUCGAGCUCGACUUGUACACGAAGGGCGAUAUCGAGGUUUACCUGAAGAGUGUCUUUGAGCAAGACGAGAAAUGGGUUGGAAUCUGUAGCGAGGCUCUUUCAGGAACUCCAGAGCGAGAUGUAAUUGGCAGAAUGGUUAAGAAGGCCGACGGCAAUUUCCUGUGGGCUUCCCUGGCAGUCUCAUUUGUUCUACAGGAUACAUAUGAGCCACCAGACCUUAUGACAUUCCGCGAACGAGUUGAUGCUCUACCUCCGGAUCUCGAUAAUCUUCUUCAACACAUUCUGUCUAGCCUAGAAAGUACGGACCUCGAACACGCAGCCCGACUAUUUAGCCUCGUCGAUGCUCAUGGCUAUCCCGAUAUCCUAGAAUUGUCUUUCGCCUUCGACCCAAACACGCGAUCCGGAAUCACUGCUGAGCAUCGUCCUUUGCGCGAAUCAGAAGUCACGCAGAGGGUCGAUCACAUGCACUCUCUACUGAGCAACCAGUGCAGAGAUUUCCUUGCAGUCUUUGAAGCAUCCGAGUCGACCGAUGAUGGGAGGCACGGCAAGCUGAAGGAGAAGCAACUCAAAGUUACCUAUGCCCACAAAUGUUUCAAGGACUUUAUUCACUCGCAAAGAAUUCAGGAACAAAUACUGCACAUCACUGGCAAUGGCUACUUCGAGUCGGAUGAAUGCUGGGCGAAUUCAAGACUCUGGGCACUCAAAACCGCCCGUUUGGAGCGCGGACCCAUGGGUAAGACACAUAUCGCCAUUUGGGAGGAGUUGGCCUGGUGCAUCGAGUACGCACUGCGACUUCAGGAAAAGGACAACAAAGUCCGUACAACCUAUCUUGAUGAGGUCGGAUUUGCUGCCAUAAUCGAACACCAGGAAAACAUCAGAAACGACGAGACAGAUCUACCCGAAGGAAUGCAGGCAGAGAGCUUCUUGGACAUAGCUGUAUGGCUGAACCUCGCUGGAUAUGUGACCAUCAAAGCAAAGGGCGCGGAACGUAAGGCGAACAAGCACGCCGUUGAAUACUAUCGCACGAUGAGGAAGAGACUCGGCCCAGGUGGGGAAAUGAAAUGGAUUGGAGGCAAGCGCUGCCUGACGACUGCGUAUAAUACGACGAACCCUGAGAUUUUCCAACUUCUGGAUUAUUACGCAAAGCCGCUUCGUUUUGCUACACCGAAACCUUUUGUAGAGAUACCAGCAGGUGUUUAGUGGCGUUUUGAGAUUCCAAGUUACCCCCUCCAUAGAUGCUGUUUGCCUAGUUCUUUUCAAUUUGAUCGAAC
Aaosphaeria arxii CBS 175.79 is the source of this 2679-nucleotide messenger RNA. RefSeq lists its product as uncharacterized. NCBI's taxonomy places the organism in Eukaryota, Fungi, Ascomycota, Dothideomycetes, Pleosporales. The record is from RefSeq and is a predicted model, not a curated record. The coding region runs from base 62 to 2608 and encodes 848 amino acids. The transcript is spliced from 3 exons.